Phycomyces blakesleeanus NRRL 1555(-) is the source of this 839-nucleotide messenger RNA. RefSeq lists its product as hypothetical. Gene Ontology annotation, biological process: reciprocal meiotic recombination; DNA strand invasion; DNA recombinase assembly. Gene Ontology annotation, cellular component: condensed nuclear chromosome. The transcript has a single exon. The coding region runs from base 278 to 451 and encodes 57 amino acids. The record is from RefSeq and is a predicted model, not a curated record. Gene Ontology annotation, molecular function: single-stranded DNA binding; double-stranded DNA binding; DNA strand exchange activity. NCBI's taxonomy places the organism in Eukaryota, Fungi, Mucoromycota, Mucoromycetes, Mucorales, Phycomycetaceae.
CUUGUAGCUCCCUAUUUCAAUGGGCGGUGCAGAGGGUCGAUGUCUGUAUAUUGACACUGAAGGUACCUUUCGACCAGAACGGAUCCUUGCUACAGCAGACAGGCAAGCAUAACAAUAUUCAUAUCAUGUUUACAUAAUUGCUUGAUCACAAAUUUAUAUUGUACUUUACUGCUACAGAUUUGGUCUUGACGGUGAAGAUGUUUUAAAUAACAUUGCUUAUGCAAGAGCUUACAACUCAGACCACCAAACUCAUCUGCUAAUCCAAGCUUCUGCAAUGAUGUCCCAGGCCAGAUUCUCACUGAUGAUCGUCGACAGCUUGAUAUCUCUUUAUCGCACCGAAUAUUCCGGUCGAGGUGAACUCAGUGCACGUCAGAUGCACCUUGCUCGAUUUAUCCGAGGACUUCAAAGACUAGCUGAUGAGGUAAUUAGCCAGCCAAAAAUAAAUAAAUAAAUAAAUAAUCAAAGCCAAUGAUUCACACAAACAACUAGUUUGGAGUUGCUGUGAUCAUGACAAAUCAUGUGGUAGCACAGGUAGAUGGAGGUCAGUCGAUGUUCAACCCAGAUCCAAAAAAACCUACAGGUGGUCACAUCGUAGCCCAUUCAGCCUGCACAAGGUAAGCACCCACUCAAACUCAAAUAUUUAUGAAUUUCUUUAUCAUUCUCUGCGUACUGUAUGUAUCCUUUAUAUCUAUGCUUCUUUAGAUUGUAUCUACGAAAAGGUAGAGGCGAAAACAGAGUAUGUAAAGUGUACGAUUCUCCAUCUCUUCCUGAAACCGAAGCUCUAUUUUCAAUUAAAGAAAAUGGAAUUGGAGAUCCAUCAGAUUAAUCAUUUUUACGAG